AUGAGCUCACCUGCUGGUCGGGCAUCGUCUCGCUCUCGGGUGAAUGUCGGCGACGAUACGAGCUGUCAGCAACCAACUCUCAGCUUUCCGAGUCCGUCACCUGCUGGUCAGUCUGCGAGCCGGUCUCGUCGGAACGGUGAAGCUGGGUUCGGUAAGGCCGAGUACAAUGGAAAGUCUCACUGGCGUCAGCGAUCACAAGGUACGAACAAUCUGGCACGCUCGCCAUUGGCAUUCUUUCGUACAGCAACGACCACUUCGCCGCGGCUGUCGCCUUCGCCAAAGAGCGAAGAUCCUGACGGUUCCUUCUCAAAGACCAGGAGAGAUCGCGAUGGCCAUCGAAAGCACCUGAGCGAGUCUUUGGCAACAAUUGGAGAAGCGAAACCGACAGGCGUGCUGGGUAGCUUUCUGAACGGCUUAGGCAUACCCAAGAGCGAAUUGCAACGCCGUGGUCACGCCGGUCGGCUUAUCAGACCUCCAAAAUCAGCCAGUCGAGUAUUUCGGCAGAUCUCGCUGGGCCUGCUCGCACUCACGACCAUCAGCGCGCUCUGGAUCUACGUGGGCACCUCGAAACUCAGAGCAGAGCAAGCCACAUUGCUCGACGAACCUGAGACUAGUCUGCGAGACUGGGCAAAAUAUUACAAAGAUCUGAGCCUAUCAAUCAUCUCUAUCCACGACACAAAGCCAGCCGCGCCCGCUCGACCUCGUAAGCCGACUGGACCACAGAAGCACACGCGACUGCCAAAUGGCUGGCUGGACGUGAACGCAAAGGCGCCGCAUCCGAUACUGGAACUCAUCAGAGAUGCUCAGAAAGACUGGGAAGACAAGCUCAGCCGACAAAGUCAGACGUACGAAGAAGCUGUCGCAGAAUACAAAGACCGAUAUGGUCGCAACCCGCCCGCAGGCUUCGAACGAUGGUGCGCAUUUGCGCAUCGUCACAAGAUACAACUUCCGGACGAAUACGACCAGAUCGCGCGCGAUUUUGAACCCUUCCGUGCGUUACACCAUAAUGAUUUCGUCCAUCGACAUCAGGCGAUGCAGCAGCGCGAUCAUACGUUCACAGUCGCCAUCGCAGAAGACGGCUCGGUCUCAGUCUUUGGGCCAUAUGCUCAUACACGCCGAGCUGCCGAAGUGACCGACAUCUUCUGGCUGUUUAGCUCGGAAAUCAAGCGAGCUGUCAACUUGACCUUUAUCAUUGAUGAUGAACCAGCGGUCGUGCUGCCGUGGGAGGAGAAAGACCGCCUGCUCGAGCUGGCUCGGCACGGUGAAAAGAUCGGUCCAUCGGAGCACUAUCAACUCCAUCACACGCAUAACACUGCUGGCUAUUCCAAUUAUGCGCUCGCAUGCGCGCCCGACUCGGCUCUUCGGCAUAGCGAGCGCAGCAGACGACCGAACCAGGUCGUCGGCAAGCACGCCUUCAUUUAUGAUCACCCGACGGCAGCAGACGUCUGUCGCAAUCCAGAGGGUCGACAUCUGCACGGUCAUACUGUCGGUUCAGGUGCCAAUCUAGGCCCACUCGUACCUCUACUAGCUUUUGCGAAGAUGUCGCUCAACUCUGACAUCCUAGCGACCCCACUCGAACAGUAUUCUGAUACAUAUAUCGGCUAUGACCCACCAUGGGAUGAGAAACCAAGCAGCAAACUCAUGUGGCGAGGCUCGACGACCGGCGCGGCAUUCCAAACCGGCAGACCAUGGAAGGACUCUCAGCGCGCACGCUUGCACUUCAUGAGCCAUGACACCGAGGGUGAGCGCGAGAUCAUGUGGACUGACCAAACCGGCGCGACACGCUUCAGCAACAUCAGCACUGGCUUGCUCAAUGAGCUCUACCUCGACGCCAGUCUUGCCGGCCGGCCAACGCAAUGCGACGAAGAGACUUGCAACUAUCUGGCGCGUAACGUCCGCUUUGCGCCGAUACAGGGUCUCGACGAAUCUUACAGCUACAAGUAUGUCAUGGAUGUCGAUGGCAACGGCUGGAGCGGUCGCUUCCAUCGUCUCAUGAGCACCAACUCGCUCGUCCUCAAGAGCACUGUCUUUCCAGAAUGGUAUCAAGAUCGCAUCGUGCCCUGGUAUCACUAUGUACCGGUUCGACUCGACUAUGGCGAUAUCUACGAUAUCAUGGCCUUCUUCAGAGGCAACGACGAAGGCGUUGGCGAACACGAAGCCAUGGCGCGUCAGCUAGCGGACAACGGGCGGACCUGGGCAAGGGAUUUCUUCAGAAGAGUCGACAUGGCAGCUUAUAUGUUCCGCCUGACGCUCGAGAUGGCGUCCCUAUUGGAUGGGACAGAAGAUUAG
This is a messenger RNA of Mixia osmundae IAM 14324, 2289 nucleotides long. Its product is annotated as glycosyltransferase family 90 protein. The record is from RefSeq and is a predicted model, not a curated record. NCBI's taxonomy places the organism in Eukaryota, Fungi, Basidiomycota, Mixiomycetes, Mixiales, Mixiaceae. The transcript is spliced from 4 exons. Bases 1 to 2289 code for a protein of 762 amino acids.